Molecule: messenger RNA, 1415 nt
Organism: Frankliniella occidentalis (western flower thrips)
Lineage: Eukaryota; Metazoa; Arthropoda; Insecta; Thysanoptera; Thripidae
Gene: ECSIT
Product: evolutionarily conserved signaling intermediate in Toll pathway, mitochondrial
Exons: 5
Coding region: 126-1373 (415 amino acids)
Cellular component (GO): mitochondrion
Source: RefSeq, a predicted model, not a curated record
AGAGGGGGGCGGGGGAAGGGGCAAGAGUGGAGAGGGGUAACUCUGCAAGUGAAGUGGACUAUUUCAAAUUCAAGUCUCCUAAACUACGAAGAAAUAUCUUAGUUACUCUAAAUACGCCCAUAAAAAUGCGACACUUUGCUAUCCUAUUGCUUCGCCGCCAUAUCUCAACAUUAGGUACAAACUUGGUUUGGUCAAGGAAAUUUGAGCUCCCCAAGAAGUUUUUGUGUGGACCAACAAGACGAAUGGUUCAAACUUGUGCUGUGAAGUUUAAGAGUAAUAAUGAAUCAUUUAAUACUGAAGCAGACGAUGAAGACGAAGAGAAAGAAAAAAUCCGUAAAGAGGCUAUGCAAUCAGCGCUGUCCACUCAGACAUAUUUCAAUUCUAAACAUAGAAAUAAAGAAACAUUUGAGGUGAUGUUGGAAAUUUACGAGAAGACUAAUCCAACAAAAAGGGGUGUGGUUGAGUUCAUCUUUGCUGCUAGAAAACACCUGGUUGGAUAUAAUGUUCAAUAUGACCUUGACAUUUAUAAGAAAUUAAUUCAGUUAUUGCCGGAGGACAAAUAUGUGACUCAAAAUGCAUGGCAAUCAGAAUUUUCGCAUUAUCCUAAACAACAAGAUUGCAUUGUAAGAUUGUUAGAUGAUAUGGAAAAAAGAGGUCUCUGUGCGGAUAAUCAUAUGAUUGAAUUAUUGAUCAAGAGGUUUGGUGAAAAAAGUAAUCCAGUUAGAAAAUGUUAUCGUCAAAUAUACUGGACACCAAAGCUAAGGAAAGCAAACCCAUGGCCUGUUCCAUUUCCACCUAUUUCAGACCCUUUCUUGAUAGCAAAGUUGGCUAUUGAAAGGAUUUGCACUGUUGAUCCUCAAUCAGUGGUUUCUGUGUGGCAGAGUAAAUCUGUGCCAGAAGCUCUUGAUGAAACUUAUAUUGUCAGUGGACAGAGCCCAACACAGCAAGAGCUUUUGGCUAAACUGCCAAGAGAUGAAACUAUUUUUGUUGAAGGACCUCUUGACCUGUGGUUUGGGAGAGCCCGAAUAAAUUAUUUUAUGCUCAGAUCUGAUCGAACUAAACUUUAUGAGCCACAAGAUCCAGAUGAUAUAUCAAACUUCAAAAUACCUUUUCUUUUUGAACCCUCUGCUGUUGUUGAAGCGCCAUCAGUUCAUGAACAAGAAGAUGGUACAAUACUGGCUGUGUGUGCUACAGGUACUUCUAGUCGUGAUUCUGUUCUCUCAUGGAUUCGCCUGUUAGAAACCAAUGGGAACCCUGCAUUAGCAGAGAUUCCUGUUGUAUUUUCUUUAAGGGCCCCAAGAGCAGAUGUUGCUCCUAUCGAUAAGGAUGGACCGGUUACUGGGGAUGAAGGAGAAAAGCUGGCAGACAAAUAGAUUGAUAAAUAAUGAAUAAAAUUCAAUUAUUUAUGUAACAAA